Messenger RNA from Trypanosoma rangeli, 1443 nucleotides. Its product is annotated as leucine zipper-EF-hand containing transmembrane protein 2. Gene Ontology annotation, cellular component: mitochondrial inner membrane. The record is from RefSeq and is a predicted model, not a curated record. The transcript has a single exon. Gene Ontology annotation, molecular function: ribosome binding. Gene Ontology annotation, biological process: intracellular monoatomic cation homeostasis. Bases 1 to 1443 code for a protein of 480 amino acids. NCBI's taxonomy places the organism in Eukaryota, Euglenozoa, Kinetoplastea, Trypanosomatida, Trypanosomatidae.
AUGCUUAGGACCUCCAGGAUCAAGUUUUGUGCUGUAGCCUCUUCAAAGCCGGCCGCACGUUGCGGAGUAGCAUACUAUGCUGAUGCGGCUUGGGAAGGGCUUCGUCAUGUAUAUCAUGGGUUUCGACUUUUUUUUAUGAAUACAAGGUUGGCUUGGAAGUAUUCUCGUCAACUUAAGGCGGGAGUUGCCCUUACCCGUCGGGAGCGGUUGCUUUUGGAGAGUGCUACAAAGGAUCUCGUUCGACUUGUUCCUUUUAGUUUCUUUAUAUUGGUCCCGUUUGCUGAGCUUUUGCUUCCCGUUGCACUGAAAAUGUUCCCAGGUUUGAUUCCUUCGACUUUUGAAACAAAAAGUCAGGGUCGUAGCCGAGCCUUUUCCGCUGCCAUUGGAACACUGCGUGCACGACAGCGGGUAAUGGAGUAUUUAUCUACCACUGCAUUUGUUAGUUUCACCAAGGAACAACAAGAGACAGUGCGUUGUUGCGCAUUGGGGGAGUCAGUGAAUAUUUCUCAGAUAAGACUGAUAGCUUCUCACUUUGGUCGUGAUGGACCAUUAAGUGUAUACAACUGUCCUGACAGUGUUGCACUGGGACUAGCACGAACAGUUGGUGUAUUUAAAACGUAUCACGGAUUUUUUCCAGCCAAAAUAAUGGCACCUUACAUGCGUCGAAAGAUCAUACGUCAUUAUCACAGUACUCGUGAAGACGAUCGAUUGCUUCGGCUGGAAGGGCUUGAUGAUUUAACCGAUGAGGAGUUGAUAAAGGCUAACCUUGUCCGGGGAAUGCGUUGGACGGAAGAUGCCGAAACGCUCCGUAUUCAGCUGGAAUGGUGGGUUUCACUUUCUCGGGACGCCGAGGUGCCAUACAACACAUUGUUUUGGGUUAAACCCACCCGUUACAGUUUGAAAGCAUCCAUGAAGCGGUUACCUCUUGAGCAGCGUCAACAGCUGUUAGGUAUUCAGUAUCUCCCUGACACUGUUCGUGGAAAUAUGGAGACACUCUGUGAGACUAUUGAUACUGUUCCUAAUUUAGGGGAUGAUCUUAGCGAUGCCGAUCGCAUUGUGGAAAAGUUGGCGGAUCUAAAUGCCAAGACAAAAAGCAGCGAUCAGGAUAUAUCCUUUCACGGCACUCAGGUGUCCAUUGGUGAAUAUUUGACAGAGGCAAAUGUUAAGAUGAUGUUUGAGCGCAUUCGCAAAGGUAAGACUGCGAAUGAGAGCGUAACCGUGUCAGAUGUCAUAGAUUUCAUAGGAAGUGAGACACACAAUUCAUCUCAUACAGUCUCUACUGUUUUUGACGCUUUUGAUCAGGGUCAAGGAACCAAACCCAUUUCAGAGGCCACUUUGGUUUCUAUUGGGGCUCGAUGUAGAGGGGCAUCAAAGUCUAGCACUCACGACUCACUUAAAAAGCUACCUGUGACGUCGUUCUCUGAUGAAGCAAAAGAAAAUUAA